AUGGCAGAAAUUGCUAUUGCCAUCGCAAUUGCAGUUCUCAGACAAGCUGUAGGAUUAUUGGGCAAUCUAAUUAUCCAAGAAGGUUCCCACUUGUUCAAAUUGAAAGACGACAUGGAAUGGAUUGAAAAUGAGAUGGGUUACAUCCAAGCAUACCUGGAAGAUGCUGACAAUGACAAUAGCAUGCAAAUUGAAAGCAAAGUGGAAGCUGAAUUGUUGAAAAAUAUAAGAUUACUCGCUUUCGAUGUGGAGGACAUUGUGGAGACAUACUUUCCUCAUAUAGCAUCAUCCCACGAGAGGACCGGGUCCUUAAGAAGUUGGCUUAAGAGUGUCAAUUGCAUCUUAUGCCACGGCUCUGCUUAUCAUAAAUGUGCCACAGAGAUUGAAGGGAUCAAAAGAAGGGUUGAAAAUAUUCCUCGUGUCAAAAAUGCUUACGAAUCUAGAAGUGGUGGCAGUAGCAGUGGAGACAUAUGGGAGAAAAGAAGGCAUAAUCUUCAUCGUGAUGAACCAAUUGUUGUUGGUUUUGAUGAACAUAUCAAAACAUUGGAGGCCAAAUUACUUGAUCCAGAUUUGAAGAAUCGUGUAGUCUCAAUAGUUGGUAUGCCAGGACUGGGCAAGACAACUCUUGCUAAGAAAGUUUUUGAUUCUGUUACAACUCAUGUAAAUGAGGAAGAACAUUGGUUUCAGUGUUCGGCAAAGGUUUAUGUCUCUCAAAGGCCCAAUGUAACACAGCUCUUCCAAGAAAUAGCAAAACAUGUGGGCUUGGAGAGGGAGGAAUGGGAAGAGAAUGUGGAGGCCAACCUGUCCGCAUACCUAAGGGGCAAGAGGUAUGUAAUCUUGAUUGAUGAUAUAUGGGACACCCAAGCUUGGGACGAUAUUCAAAAUGGCAUUCCUACGAAUUGUGAAAAUGGUAGCAGAAUAAUCCUCACUUCUCGAAACAACGAGGUAGGGUUGCUCAUAGGUGGGGUUAGCUCUCUAUAUGAGUUGCAACCCUUAGAACCAGAAGAAAGUUGGAACCUCUUCACUAAGAUGGUCAUGGACCCUCUAGAAAUUACUAAUGACACAGGCAAGUUCCAGGAGCUAGAGCCUUUUGGGAGGAAAAUUGUUGGAAAAUGUGGUUGUGUGCCGCUUGCUAUUGUGGUAGUAGCAGGUUUGUUGCUGGUUAAAGAGAAAACUGAACACGCAUGGAAGGGUAUACUUGACAGCAUGGGUCAGGAUGAUGACAUGUGUUCAAAAAUCUUGGCUUUGAGUUACAAAGAUUUACCCAUUCAUUUAAAACCAUGCUUUCUCUAUUUCGGACUUUUUCCAGAGGAUUAUGAGAUCUUUGCAUUCCAGUUAAUUAACUUAUGGGUAGCGGAGGGGUUUGUACAAGGAAAAGGACAGCGUUUGCCCGAGGACGUGGGAGAAGAUUACCUUGAUCAGUUGAUUAAUAGGAACAUCGUUCAAGUUGCUAGGAGGAAAUAUGAUGGAAGGAUCAGAAGUUGUCGUAUUCAUGAUCUUCUACACAAUGUUUGCAUUAGGGUGGCCACAGAGAGUAACUUUUUUGGCACUUACAACCAUGCAACCCCCAGAAAUUUUGCAAUGAGAGGGGUUCGUAGAGUCACUAUCUACGGUAAUAGUGUUUGGGAAUACAUUUCUUCUAAUUUUCAAACUUCAAGGCUUCGGACCAUUCUAUGUUUCCCUGAAAAAGAAAGGAGAGUACCUAAGUGGAAACAAGUAAACAAAUUUUUUCAAGGCUCUAGAUUUCUUCGAGUGCUUAGCGUAGAUUGCCAUGACCUUCCAUUCCAGCUUCCAAAUCAAAUUGGCAAUUUGAGGCACUUACGUUACUUCAGAUGUGAACAUCGUUCUAUUAAAUUGCCCUUAACCAUGGGCAAAUUAAAAAAUUUAACGACCUUGGAUAUUCAAAUUGGUCAUCGUAUCCAUAUUCCUAAAGCUAUUUGGGAGAUGGAACAACUAAGGCAUAUUGUCGUCGACAAAAGAUCUAUUCAAUGGCCUCCACAAGAUUGUCGUGAUCUGGUCUGCAAAUAUAGUUUCCGUCAAAGUGAAGUUUCUCUACCCAAUCUCCAAACCUUGUAUGUGGUGCCUGGACGACUUUUGGAGGCCGAAUGGCUGCACAAAUGUCCCAAUUUGAGAAAACUAGGAAUCUCUAAUCCGACAAACUCAAUUAUCAGGGUAUUAUCAGAAGAAGCACCUGUGUCAAACAAGCUAGAGAUCCUACGGUUGUCUGUUAAUCACCAGUAUGAAAACGAAGAAGCCACUCUAACAAAACUAGAUCUGUCUCGAUAUGAAAGUCUUCGGAAGUUGCAUCUGCAGAUACCGAUGGGCAAGUUUUCGGAACUUGGUAAACUACCUCUGAACCUUAUCAAGCUUACACUUGUCAAUGCGUAUUUGGUGGAGGAUCCAAUGGUGACACUGAAGGAACUACCUAAAUUGAACAUCCUCAAAUUGGGUUCUUUCUCCUACAUUGGGAAGAAGAUGGUUUGCUCAGGAGGACCAGAUAAGUUUCCUCAACUCGAAGUGUUGGAAAUUGAUUUGCAAAUGUUAAACCAGUUGGUAGUGGAAGAAGAUGGAAUGCCAAGACUCAAGAAGCUAAGUUACAAGCAUUGUAAUGCACAACUAAUGAUUCCUGAGAGGAUCAAAAGCAUUGUGAUUGUCAUAUGA
Molecule: messenger RNA, 2658 nt
Organism: Camellia sinensis
Lineage: Eukaryota; Viridiplantae; Streptophyta; Magnoliopsida; Ericales; Theaceae
Source: RefSeq, a predicted model, not a curated record